Suillus bovinus is the source of this 549-nucleotide messenger RNA. RefSeq lists its product as uncharacterized. The record is from RefSeq and is a predicted model, not a curated record. The transcript has a single exon. The annotation marks the transcript as partial. NCBI's taxonomy places the organism in Eukaryota, Fungi, Basidiomycota, Agaricomycetes, Boletales, Suillaceae.
UACACACCAAUCCGCAACACUGAAGUUCUGUCCAACCCGAUCAUCCUUCCAUGUCAAUAUGCCGUCCGGAAAAUGAAAUCAGGCGACUACUGCGAACUCUUCUACUUCACAAACAGCGGCUUAGAAGAAGCUUCUUGGAACACCUUUACAGCUGAUGAAGACGCCCUAAUAAUGCUACCUACUGCUGAUGGAAUGCACAAGUGGAUUCCGGCCGGUGCCGCUCGAGAUCCCAAAGCGCAGAUAGUAAAGGAUGAGAACCUUACUUGGGAGCAAUUUAAUGAAGCAGCGCCUCGAAUGAUUGUACUAAUGAAAGAAAAUGACUGGCCAGAUGAUAGGGUAGCCAUGCACGUCUCAUUUUUGUCCGCAUUACAAAAUCAUCGCUGGAGACACGAUUUCAAUACUCAUAAACAGCGAGCGCUAUUGCUAUACCAAGCCCAACAGCGGCGACACUGGCAUCUUUCAGUAGGCAAUUCGAACAGCUGGAGCCUAGCUAAGAUCAAUCAAGAUCUGUUAGACGAGGCCCAAGAAACAAUCUUCAACCAAUUUUGA